This is a messenger RNA of Podarcis lilfordi (Lilford's wall lizard), 15463 nucleotides long. Lineage: Eukaryota; Metazoa; Chordata; Lepidosauria; Squamata; Lacertidae. The record is from the annotation of a GenBank genome assembly.
AAGGACGUCAAGGUUUCCCCCUGAGCGCCGCUCGCACUUCGGGAGCGUGUUGUUUGGGGAAUUGGGGAGGGAGGCGGUGUUGAGAUCCGAAGUCGAGUCCUGGGAAAGAGAGGGGAGAAGGGAGAAAACUGGGAAAGCUGCAGGAAGUAACUGGCAUGGGGAAAUAAGGAUUUUGGAAAACAGGUACAGUAGUUUCAACGCCCCCAGCCAGCUACCCGUGGUGUUUCUGGAUUUUUGAGUCAUCAUCAUUAUGGAUGGAGAAGCACCAGGUGCUGGGGAGCGUCUGCAAAAUCCUCCCAGAAGAGGCAGAAAACACGGAAACCGGAGGAGACAGAGAGAUCAGGUAAAAAUACAAUAGCCUUGUUAGUUGUAGCCCACCUUGGGAGGAUACCAUUUUCCUGUACUCCUUUUAAAAAAUAGAAUGAAAGAGCUUCUUAGAAGGGAGAAUUCUAAGACUGGCAACUUCUCCCAUUUCCUUGCAACCUCUAGUGAAAUUUUUGCACCUGUGCCAACUUUUUAAGAGACUGGAGCCCUGGAAAAGGAGGGUCUAUGGAGGACAGGAUUGGCCCUGCCCUCCACCUCUCCUAUAACUGCAGCCUGCAACAGUGAGGCUAACAGCAUCUGCAGGGCACAGUAUUUUUACCGCCUGCCCCAGGCUAGGGCUGAGGAGACCCAGGUUCAAUUCCUCCCUCAACCAUGAAAUUCACUUUACUGGGUUGUUGGGGGAAUUCCGCACAAUGUAUAUUUCCUUGUGCUCUCUGCAGAAAAUUGGGAGCAUAAAAUGUAAAAAAAUGUGAAUACUCGCCCUCUCACUGUUUGUUUCCAAACUUUGUUUCAGGAUGCAGGUGUUCGCCUCUCCAAGGCUCUUUCUUAUGUGCUGCGCCAUGGGGCAGAGAAGUUGGGGCUACAGAUGGGGCUUGGUGAGUGUUUCUGCCCUUCCACACCCCACAACACUGCCUGGGAAAAAGAAAAGGAAAAAACCUUCACCUGCUCCUGUUCUGCCAGCCACAGGAUAGUUAAAGGCAGAAGAGCCCUGCCAAAAGGAAAAGCUGGCAACCCUCAAAUGUGUCGUUUUUUAAAAAAUUGGAAGCCAAUUAUUGGUGGAGCAGGUUCUAAAGAAAACCUUGCCUAAAGCCCUGUUCAGAUGAACCACCCACCCACUCACUAGCCCAGCUGGAAUCAAUUUGGGACACACCCAGGCCCCCCCGCCCAGCAGGAAGGAAAUUUUUGCGAGGAGUUCCCUGCAGAGCACAGGUGACUUGAGCAGUGGAGCCAAGUUGCAGGGAAAGGGAAUUUAAUUCAGUCUGGAAUGGGGAAUCUGGUUCAUCCCAAGGGCCGCAUUUCCUUUUGGGCAACCUUCUGAGGGCCACAUGCCAGUGGUGGGCGGGGCCAGAAGCACAUGUGGGCGGAGCAAUAAAUGUACAUUUUGCACUUGUACACGGGACUCAUUUCUACACAUACACUCAACCCCACCGCUAUUUUCUGUCUUCUGUCCAGACAAGCGAGAGGCAUUAUCAGAGUUCAAGGACACAUUUCAGUCAGCCCCAAACAGAGAGAGGCGGGGGUGGCCUGGGGAGAGUUCUGAGGGCCACAUAGAAGGACCUGCAGGGCCACAUUCAGGCCCUGGGCCUGGGGUUACCCACUCUUGAAUUAAACUUUUUAAGAUGGAUUUACCUUUGGGUUCUCGAGCUGCUAUAACAUUUGGUGCCACCCUGAAUUAAAAUUGCAUCUGUUCCUCCGUUAUGCUCCAUUUUCACUAUUAACAUUGUGGGGAAUUUAUUUUAAAGCUUUGUACAUUAUUAGCCAUGCUUUUCUCACCUCAGUCCAGCUAGCUGGCUUGACAGCGCUGUCAAAGAAGGGAGUUCUUAAACGUUUUGUUCUUCCCAAACUGCAGAUGGCUUCGUGGAUGUGGCGGAGGUCCUUCAUCUGCCACAAUUUAAGGCUUGGACCCUGGAAGACGUGCAGCGCGUUGUGGAGACAAAUGAAAAGCAGCGCUUUGCUCUACGCCCCCACCCUUCCAGUGGGCAGCUCCAGAUCCGGGCCAAUCAAGGGCACUCGCUGCAGGUGGGGAAAAGGGUGUUGUUAUAUAUGGGAAUAAAAACGGGAAUGAGCUCCAAUUCCAUGCUAAAUGCUAAUGUGGUAUUAGCCUGAGUUUCUAGCCCUUAUGAGUUGUGGAGUGGGGAACCUUGGGCCUUUUGACAGUCCUGUUUUAUAUUUUUGAAUGUUUUUGCCUGAUUGGAAUGUGCCUGUGAACUAUUGAGUUCCUGAAUAUAGAGGGGUGUUUGUAAGGGUGCAUAGGAACUAGCCUACUAUGCCAGGAUAUAAUUUAUAUUUGUUGCUCUGCUCACUUUCACCUCUAACCCAGCCCAUCACUGGCAUGUGGCCCCCGGAAGGUUGCCUCAAAAGGAAUGUGGCCCUUGGGCUGAAAAGGGCUCCCCCAGCCCCUCCUUAUGGCAACAAACUUGAAAGUAUGUGGGCUCCCUCAGGUGAAACCUCAUAAACUGACCAUUAAUGUUCCAUGAACACACCAGGUGUCUGAACUGGAGUUGAUCCCACUACUGGACCCACGGGAUUUCCCAGAGGUUGUGGCCCAUGGCACCUAUCUGCGCCACUGGCCAGGAAUUCGCCGCAACGGCCUCUCACGGAUGGGAAGGACGCACAUCCAUUUAGCGCCAGGGUUGCCGGGGGAUGGAGCUGUCCGGAGUGGUGAGCAUACCGUUCCUCGAGUUGCAAAUCUGUGGUCUGCAGUGCCCCAACCCCCACCCCAAAAUAGAGAAAGAAAAACACCUGCCUGUGAAUUGAGAUUUUUGCCUAAGGACCGUCUCUGGCCGGUCGGGUUGGGGGACCUCUCUGCCCAGGAAGCUCCCUUGAACCACAUCAGACCAUUGGUCAAUCUGGAGCGAUAUUGUCUAACCAGCAGUGGGGAAGCUCUGACCCACAAGCCUCAUCAGGUCUGCCAGGCCUCUGGAUUUGGCCUGCAUCCUAGAACUCAUUUGUACUAUACAUUUAAAGCAGCACUGCACCGCUUUCAACAGUCACGGCUUCUCCCAAAGAAUUCUGGGAAAUGUGGUUUGUUAUAGCUGUUGCACACUGCUAGAAGACCCCAUUCCCCUCACAAAGCUCCAAUUCCCAGAGCCCACCCCCCCCCCCCAAGGAAGAGAUUGAUUGUUUAGCCAUUCUGAGAAUUGUAGCUCUGCGGCAAAGAUCAGAAAAAGUGGGACUGUCUCUGCUAAAGAGACACGACGGAAGUGGAUGACGGAGGCCCUUAACUGUGUUGUUUUUCCUUUCUAGGAAUGAGAAGCAACUGUGACCUGGCUAUAGUCAUUGAUGUUGCCAGGGCUCUGGCCGGUAAGUGGGAAGGAACUCGAGACUGUGUGGGUUGUGGGCAGUCUCUCCCUAUGGUGCUAGACUCCAGUUGCAAGCAUCCCUGCCUGUUGGCCUUCCUGGUGGGGCUGAUGGGAGAUGGAGAGCUGCAGACUCCCCUACCUCCACUGUAGGUCAAAGGAGGAAUAGGACAAGCAACCCUCUAACACAAUUCCCCACCCCUUUGCUUGCCGCCUGCUCAAAAGGAGGGUUUGUAAUGGGGCUGGCACCAUAGGGCAGCUCCCUGGGAGGGACCACUGCUGGCCUCACACAGAGACCUAGUGGGCACCCUCCUCAUCAGAUGAAGACUGUCCCUUCAGAGAAGCAAUUAGUUAACUGAAAUUUCCCAUAGCCCCAUAGUCUGCUGCCGUUAAGAAAUGGGACUGGGUUGCUGAAGGGUGUCACACUGGGGCCAGGGACACUGGGAGACUGAUCUCACUGCUUGCUAGGAUGAAUGACAUGGGAAGGGGGAGACCAGCCGGGCUGCCACCCAUCAUAUAUCGAAAGUGUAGCUGCAGGGAGUCUGCUCCUUCCCCUCCCUGCCGGAAAGAACUCUUGUAAGAAUGUUGUGAUUCAGAACUAGCAUCCAAUUUUGCUCUCCUCCUCCUCCCUCCCUCCCAAUUGCUUUUCCUUUUUUUAAAAAAAAAUUAUUUUUAUUAACUGGCCAAUCACAUCAAAUUAAAUCAUAUCACAUAAAUUCCGAAUUACAAAGCCGAAUUUUAAAUUUUGUUGGGGGGACCCAUAUUUCAAGGUCCGAAGGGGAAUUCUGAUCAUCUUCUUGCUGCUGCAUUAAUGUCCCAAUCAGUCCAAAUCAGUCCAAACAGAGUUCAUAAUUCUAUCCCAUCUUAUCUUGCUGUUUCCACAUCACAUCUUGUUCAUAUAUUUUCUCUUUUUUCUUUAUGAUCUCUUCUGAUAGUCUCCUUAAGCCAAUAAACACCAAUAGUAAUAAUAGUCCUGUGUGAAUUUUCCGUUCUUCCAAUCCUCAAAUCGAGAUGGUUUCCAUAUAUCAUCUCCUUCAUAGAUAACAUCACUCUUUCCAUCAUAGUCUCGUAAAACUGUCGCUCUUAAGUCCCACUGAGGAGUUUAACCCACAAUAUAUAAACAGCUCUAUUUCUCUCUUUCUCCUCCCAGACUCAAGACCUCCGACAGAACUUCCCAAUAUGGCGACGGCAUUUUUAACUGCGUCAUUCCAAAGCUCUUACACAUUCCACGCUCUUCUUAAAACGUGCUUUGGUUCGAAAGUUUAUUUCCACACAGCCUUAAAUCCACAGCUUAAGUCCUUAAAACGACAUUUCUGACUCGUGAGGGGAGGGGAUUCUUGUUUAAUCACAUAGGAAGAAAAGAAGGGAGAGUUUUUCCCCCCUCCCCCAUCAGUCAUUUGCCGUACCUUGUCUUGGCGUAUCUUCUCAUGUUUUAUUCUUAUCUUGUUUUGUCAGAGAUCUCUUCUGUUAGCAGUCUUUACUCACCCUUCUUUCUUGAAAUAUGUGCAUUCCUUUCAUCCAAAUUGUUUCCUUUGAAGUUCUACAUCUAGUGGCGCGAAUCAGGGACGGCGUCCAGGAGUGCCGAAAUCCCACAGGAGGGCUUUGUGCCUAGUGCCCCCACCCCCACAAAUUCGGGGGUGGUAUAGGGCACAGCAGGCAAGGGCCGUCCCCCCCACAAUCCUGGGGGGGUUAAGGAGGCUAAUUACCCCCAUCAUAGCCUCCAAAUUACCUCGUGUGGGUCAGAGAGAUGUUAUUGUCAGCCAUCUUCCAAUGCGCCCCCUAGUGCCCCCCCCCAAUUGCUUUUCCUUUGGUGUUGUGCCUUUUAGGUAGUCCUUGCCCUCAGGCUUGCAAUCUUGCUAGUUAUCAUUGUAAGCAGGUUUGCUGUUCUGGGUGCCUGUUUUUUAAUCCAAAGAGUGGUGUAAAACUACUUUGAAUAAAUGAAUGGAAUUCAAGCAUCCUAAAUUCUAGGGGGCCUUCCUCCCAGCCAGCAAAGCCCUCUCUGGAAUGGACUCCAGAGUUGCCUGUCAUUCAUCUCGCACCACGCUAUAGGGCAGGGUGAGGAAGUGGUUCUGGGCUUAACUGCCUCUCACCUGUGAAAUGUCUUCUCUGCAGAUGGAAUCAAGUUUUACCGCUCAGCUAAUGAAGUGAUCCUCACUCCUGGCGAUGCCAAUGGGCUGCUGCUCCCCUGCUACUUCAUGGAGGCCCUACAGCUCAAGCCUAGGCGUGAGUCGGGCAGCCUGCCUCUUGCCACUCUGGCCCGGGAGUGCUUGGGCAGCUUGUCAUUCAUGCUGCUGCAAAACCCAUAACUUUUGAGGCAUGCUGGGUGGGCUUGGGGGAGAAUGAAUGAAUUUUACACAAAUCUCGUGAAGGAUUUAGUUGCAGCUGCAUUGAAUUAGCACUUCAAGGUCUCGCUUGCUCUAACCCACAAGCCCUGCAGUGCUGCCUUUCUGGGCUGAGAUCACAACCAGAGUCCUGCACAUGUUGUUCUCUAAACCCACAACCCUCGCCAAUCCAAACCUCCCCGGAAGCCCUGGCAAUCGCAAGUACUUGUGCAUGAUAUAGUUGCUAUCUCACAUGAUUGACAAGGGGGUUGCCCUGUCCAUCUGUCAAAAUUCCAAAUUCCUGCACUGUGCUGCUGAGGUGGGCAGUGGCGGUGGCAGCACCAGAGUAGGAUGGUUGCUGAGGAGCCGCUGCGGCCUGUUGUGACUGUUCUGCCCCAGCUUGUUUGGGCCUCCAAUGCAGCUGUGAUGGGCCAGCAGCUCUCGGAAGGCUAGCCUCACUCUGCAGUCUACAGCACCACCUGUUGGCAGCCAAGCAAACAGUUGUAUGACAGCAACCCUAAGCAAAUACAAAAUUGGAGAAGAUUCCCACCCUUCCCCAAGUAGCUAUGGGCAGCAUGCAUAGUUCUCUCCCCUCACCCACUUUUGUCUUCACAAUCUUGUGAGAUAGGUCAGGGAGAGAGAGAGAGAGAGAGAGAACACAAAUGAACAUGACUGGCCAAAAAUCCCCCAGUGAACUUCAUGGCUGGGAUUGAAUCUGGAUGUCCCUAGCACUAAGCCUUUGUACAUCCUCAGGACCACUUUUGUUUCAUGUUCCUGUGACAUGCCUUGCAACUAAAAAUCAGGAGUGGAGGCUGCAAUCUGUAUACUGGGGGCUCAAUGCUUUUAUGGGGAGUCACACCAUGUGCUUUUUUUUGUCCCCCAGGGUGUGUGUUGUCCCUCAACUGUCCUGAUCCUGAGCCACUGGAUGCAUCUACCUCUUCGUAAUUUAUGGCACUUACAUUCAUUUCAAUGUAAAGGCUUUAUCCAAACACUUAAAAAGAAAAGCAACUGAUUACAUAUUGUUUGAAGUGAUGAUGUGAACAAAAUACUGAUUGUAUUCGCUCGACUGAUUUCCAUGCCAGGCCACAGACGUACUGUAGCAAUUUCUGCUUUUGUUUUUCCAUUGUACUUCUUUGGCAUCCCUUUUCCUUGUUGGGAUUCUUUUGGUUUUUUUUGGCUUUUCUCCAGCCUGCUGCUACCUCUCCAUUAUGUCUGGAUGGUGCUGUUUUGGCAGCGUAAGCACCAGUACUCAUAUCUGAACACAGAACAGAAGGAAUUAUUCACAACAUCCACCUGGAAAGCGAGAAGCGGAACAAAACAAAAGAGAAAACCAAGGAUAGACUACCCAUAAAUGAGGCGGAUAUUGUUUUUCAAGUGAACAGUGAGAUGAUAUGUUUAUUUCACGGAGACAAAACAAGUCAUUGUGGGAAAAUGUGGAGAAAGGACAAUGAGAAGCAUUACAAGUAUGUAUUUAUUUAUAUAUUUUUAUAGCUCCUUGGGAUAGAUAAUGAAAACAAAAAAAGCAAAUCCCCCAGCAAAAUAGACAACAAUACAAUUUUGUGACAUCAAAAUAUCCUUAAAUGCCCCCCACAACAAUUGCUGACUUAACGCUGAGCACACACACUCCCCCCGAGUGAACUGUAGGACUAGGAAGGUUCUGCAGGCUAUACACAUCCUAACAUAAUGCAAAAGGGCAGAUAUGGAUUUGGGGUGAGAGGCUGGUUCCAGGAAUUUGCGCAUCCCCUCCCAAGAAAAAGGCAUGACAAGACAUCCCUCCCUCUCUACCACAAGCACGCCGAUUGCCACACUCCUUAGAAUACAAUUCCUGCAGAUCUCUGCUCCUAUGCUCAUAUUGGGAAAUAUUUAUCACGCCCAGUAAGUAUUCCCAAGCCCUUAUAGGGCACAAUUGACCCCGGUUAAGAGUCUCUGAUCAGACACCUCCACAAAGAGACUGGCCUAGUGUGCGCAGUUUCUGGGGGAGCCCUAGGGUGUGGAAGAAGGUCAGAGAGCUUCAUGGCCUCCCGUCAGCUUGUGGAAGAGUUCUUCAUCCAGCGUCUGGCUCCUGUCAUUUGCGCGGGUGGACAAGAAGAUGUACCCGCCAAUGUACUCGUGCACGAUCUUGCAGCCAGCAGAAAUGCAGCUGAAGGCCACGUUGAUGUGCUCAUCAAACUCUAUGGCCACCUGGGGAAAGAAGGUUAAAAGCUGAGCUUGUGGACGUCUCUUUGGGUGGUCACCUAUGGUGCGUAUAAAUCUUGUACAGGCGAAUAAGCAAUAAAGUUUAAAGGGUUGUUCUCUUUAGGCCAAAACUGCAGUGGGGGGCGGGGAGGAAGACAUGUCCUUUUACUUGUGCAUUUGUCUCAAUCAAAUCUAAUGCAAGGAUAGGCAACGUUGGUGCCCUCCAAAUGUUGCUCAACUCACAACUUCCAUCAUCCACAGCCAAUGGUCGGGGACGAUGGAGCAUGGAGGCAGGGGCAGCCUGUCCUGUUUUGCCACUUAAGGGGAAAUGGGAAGGGCUGUGCCGUCGCCCACACUUCCUGCCCUCUCACCUGCACUGCUACGUUGUUAGUAAGAGUCAGGGACUGGCUACGAAAAAUGCAUAUUCAGAGAACUCAAAUCCCAAGCUCCCCACCCCACCGCUGACCUGCCGGAUAUCCCAGUUGACAUUCCACUGGCGCAUAUUGCUGAACCGCCAGGUCUUCACCACGUCUCCAACGGCCAGGUCAAUGCGGAUCAAGCGGUUGUUGGCGAUGCCCAAGAUUUCGUCCUUCCGGCUGCCCUUGAACCUGCACACAAAGAUGGCAAGGCUCUGCGUUUUUGCUUGCAUUUAUAAGGUUCCUCUACUUUUAAUCUAGAGGGAGUGUGUGAUUGAAGAGCUAAAGGCUGCGUCAUCACCAUCACUGCAGGGAGGGUGGGAGCUGCUACAAAUUUAAUAAAUAAUAAUAGCAAUAAUAAUUAUGGGGGGGGGGCUGGUUGCCUCUAAGAGCUACUACAGCCCCCUUCUCUACAUUUUCAAUCUUCAGUUUAAAAAGGAAAGCAAAUCGCUAGUCAGUCCUCAUGUUUUCAGUACAGGCAACUCCCCAUUUAUGCGGGGGUUGCGCUCCGAGGCACUGCGUGCAUCAGUGGGACACAGGUAAGCCUGUCCCUGCCCUGUUAUGCCACACACCCCUUCCUAGUGUCCAAAACUGCAUAUGCCAGCAAUUGUGCGCAUGUUGAAUGUGCGCAAAUGAGGAGUUACCUGUAAUAGAAGCAUUGCAGGUAUGCAGUGUUGAUACCUACUAGCCCAAUAGGAAGGAAUCUGCAGUUCGUUGGGGGAAUGAAUGCAAAAGUUCUGGGAUGGUAAGUGUUUUUACCUUUUUUGUGAUUUUUCAAAAUAAUAGCAACAAAGUUUUGCACUAUGAAAAAGUUAAUACAUUAAAUAAAGUAAGGACUGGACAUCCCUAUACAUUUUAUAGUAAACCACUUUGAGGUUUUCUACAAUCAAACGGUACAUAAAUCGCAUGAAUUAAAUAAAUAAAAAUGGUGUUGUGGCAUUACAAAGACUAAAAUUUAUAGUGACUUAAGCUUUGGUAGGCUAGAGUCCCCUUCAUCAGAGGCAGUUAAGCCGCAAAAGUUUAUGCAGCAAUAAAUUUGUUAGACUCUAAGGUGUCACAAAAUACUUUGUUGGGUUUGCUGCAAUAUAAUAGCUGAGCUACACCUCCAGAAUUUUUUAUCCCAAAUUAUAAAUCAUUUAUGCAGCUUAACAUUGUAAAGACAUGAUCCAGCCGUGAACUGCGCAAUUUUUAACUCCAUGAAUUUCAGUAAGAAAGUUAUCCAAAGCAAUUCCUAUUCAGGAGACAGGAGGAAGAUAGCAUCAGGAGACUUUGCCUAGCAAUGGGUUGUAUCUAAGCACAGUCUUACUCAGAGUAGACCCACUGAAAUUAAUUGGCAUGACUAACCUGGCUUCAUUAUUUUCAGUAGGUCUGCUCUCAGCAGAAUUUAGUUUGAUACAACCCGGUGUGUUUUAACAUGGGUUCAACUCUUUGGUGCUGAAAACCAACAGGAUUUUAAAUCUGCAUUUGGUUGUCCUUGAUCAUUAUUAAAAACAAAACAAAAUAACCAACAGAGGUUGCUCUGAUGCAAAGUCCAACAUCCUGCCUUCCAUAGUGGCCAACCAGAUGCCUCCAGCCAGCCAUGAUGGCAGUGGUUCACUCCUUUCAUUGCUCCUCAGCAACUGAUAUUCAGUGAUAUCUGUGCUUCUGAAUCUGGAAGUUCCAUUUUGCCAUAAUGACCAACAGCCCUAGAUAGACCUCUCUGGAUUUUUUGCAUGUCUUCUUAGAUGGUUUUAACACAGCAUCUGUCACCCUGUCAGACCAAAAGGCCCAUCCAAUCCAGCAUCCUGUUCUCACAAUGGCCAGCCAAUGUCUGUGGGGAGCCUGCAAGCAGGCCCUGAAUGCAAGAGAGACUCUCCUAAUCCCCGCUGCCAAUCUGUUAUUCUCAGCAACUGGUAUUCAGAGGUAAACUGCCUCUGACUCUGGAGGUAGAACAUAGCUAUGUUCUAUGCAUCAGAUGAAGGGCUCCCUCUUGUCUGCCUUCUCUGGUUUCACUGGUUGCCCCCAAAUUCUACUUAUUAUCAGAGGUGUGUGGGGUGUUGUGUGCUACACAUCAAUUUAUUUCAAUUAAACACCUAUCAUGAGAAAGGGAGAAGGAAAGACUUCUUCAGACAUGCAAAUAACUUCCAGAAGAAGCCUUUCAGAAUAAAAUAAAAUAAAUAACGCUGAAAGAUUUUUCAUUCUUGCUGUCGACACCAGCGGCAGGUCAUGAAAAGGUACUUCAGUUCCCCCCAAAUGGUUUUCAGGGAAGCUCAGCAGUUUCUUUACCUGACUACAAAAUAAGAGAUGCCAAAAUCGGGAAGCGACUGCCAAACUUGAAUAAACUUCAUCUUGGCAUCAGGGAGCGACAGCUGGGCCACGUUCUGGUAGGCCUCCAGGAUGCGAGGGGUUAACUGUGAGAGUUGCAAAGGGAGAGAUUAGUGCAAACCUCUUCCUUGGCCUCACAACCAUUGUGCAAAAGAAUUUAGUCAAGGUAUCUCAGGAGGUGUGUGAAUGCAUAGUGAAUCAACAAAGCAGCUUUGAAAAACCUAAGGCAGAUUUUAAUUAUGUGUAUUGUUUUUUUUAAGGGACGCGGUGGUGCUGUGGGUUAAACCACAGAGCCUAGGACUUGCCAAUCAGAAGGUCGGUGGUUCGAAUCCCUGCGACAGGGUGAGCUCCCGUUGCUCGGUUCCUGCUCCUGCCAACCUAGCAGUUCAAAAGCACCUCAAAGUGCAAGUAGAUAAAUAGGUACCGCUCUGGGGGGAAGGUAAACAGCAUUUCCGUGCGCUGCUCUGGUUCGCCAGAAGUGGCUUAGUCAUGCUGGCCACAUGACCCGGAAGCUGUACACCGGCUCCCUCGGCCAAUAAAGCGAGAUGAGCGCCACAACCCCAGAGUCGGUCACGACUGGACCUAAUGGUCAGGGGUCCCUUUACCUUUACCUAUUUUUCUUUAAAAAAAGAAUUUGGUUUGAUGUUUGUGAACUGCUUAGAAGCUACUUUGGCAACUGAGAGGUAUAUAAUAAAUUAAUACUAAUAAUAUGACCAUGAUGGGAGUUGUAGUCUUGAGGGCCAAAAGUUCCCCACUCCCAAUCUAUAGGAAUGCCCCAUGUUAAGACUUCAAUGGAUCUGAUUUGUAGAUUGACUUUUUCUCCUGGCAACUGCUGCCAAAGCAAUCAGUGGUCAGGGUGGUUUGGGGCCGUGCGGCUCAAAAUUACCUGCUUUGGUUUGAAUUUCUUCUGGUAGCGAGGAGACACGAGCCACUGGGCUCCCUCGGCCUGCUGGGCAAGACGGGCGUCCGGGUUGGUUUGCUGCAGCUUCAGAAAGGACAGGAUGUUCUCCACCUCGGCCUGGUAGGAUGAGUCUGCCAUGGUCUUCCCCUUCGCUGCCAACCUACAACCUGCCAUCCAACGGGCAUAUUGCUGUUCCUGGUGAGGGAGAGGAGGAAGACACUUGCCUUACACUGAGUUCGCUCUAGCCCCUCACCCAUCCUUAUACAAGGCUGUUUGGAGGAAGUCAACUGGGAUGGCGUUAGAGCUGAGGUCCAGGCUUUGUGUGGGGCAUUCUUUGUACUCAGCCUGGAAACUGCAGUUAGUGCAGAAUACUGCAGCACAGACUAUUGAGAAAACCAAGACCCUGGCCGCGUUCUUGCCAUACAUUUAAAGUGCUAUGAUACUACUGUAAAUAGCCAUGGCUUCCCCCCAAAAAAUUCUGUAGUUUGUUAAGGGUGCUGAGUGUUGUUCAGAGACUCCUGUUUCGCCUCAAAGAGCUAUUAUUUCUUUAUUGAUUUAUCAAGCUUAUUAGAUUUAUAGAAAAUCUCAGGAUGGUUCACAAAACCCACUUCCAGAGUUCCCUGGGAAGAGGGACUGAUGGUUAAACCACUGGGAAUUGUAAGCUCUGGGAGGGGAACGGCGGCCCACCAGUCAGAGAUGCAGUGCUGCAGUUGCACUGAUUUUAGAUGAUGACUUUCAGGGCUCCUUCCAACUAUGGUAGGGUUGCCAUAGUUCAAAAAGUAAAAACCAGGACUCCCCGAAAAGUUGUUGAGCUUUCUUUUUAGGAAGACCCCAAGAUUGUUGACGUAUGGCAGCCCUAAACUGUGGUUCUAAACCGGGCUUCCCCACCACCCCACUCACAUCCGAACAUCGCAAGUGUACUUCGCUCAUCCCAUCGGGGGAAGGUACCAAGAGCUUGAUGCAAAAUUUCUGGCCAGAGAUGUUGACGUCCGGCACAACCUCACAGCCUGGAGUGGGGCAGAAACAGGGUUAGGAACAGUUAGAAGCUGGCAUACAAUGCUGUCUUCUGCAGAGAAUUGGGACCACUGGUCUGUCUAUCCCUACACUCAUGGAGCUGCACUUUCUCGUUGAGGAAAAGGGCUGGAGGCUCAGGGAUAGAGCAAUUUUUUUGCAGAAGGACUCGGGUUCAAUUCCUCACAUCUCUAGAUAGUUCUGACAGGGACUCUUGGUCUGAAACCCUCGAGAGUCUCUGUGCCAGUCAGCGUAGAUGAUACUAAACUGGAAGGACCCAAUGGUCUGAUGCAGUAUAAGGCAGGUUUCAUAUACAGUGGUACCUUGGUUUACAAACUUAAUCUGUUCCAGAAGUCCGUUCUUAAACCAAAGCGUUCUUAAACCAAGGCACGCUUUCCCAUAGCAGCGGGGGACUCAAUUUACAAAUGGAACACACUCAACAUGUCCUGCUUCCAAGGCAAAGUUCACAAGCCAAAACACCUACUCCCGGGUUUGCAGCGUUCUUAAUCCAAGUUGUUCAUAAACUAAGCUGUUCUUAAACCAAGAUACCACUGUACUCAUAUUUGGAGACGUGCUCCAUCCUUUGUAGGCCGUACUAAUGCCGGGUUGGGAAAGAGGCGUUGGCAAGGUGGCUGGACUCACCUUUGAGGCUGAGUUGCUGCACAGGUUCUCCCAGAGCUUCUUCAGGACUCUUGUAGUAGGAGAUGGAGGUCUCUUUGAAGAUCACCCAGUACUGCUUGUAGCCCUUCAGAGUCAGCUUACGGGGCCUGUAGAGCAAAAAGGGUGACUGACAGAAGGACAUGAGCUUCAUCUCCUCUUCUCCCAGCUAAACACACCCAGCUCUUUCAUUUGUUCCCCAUAAAGCCUUGUGUUCCAAACCCUUAAACAUCCCGGUCAAUUCCACCCAUUUUGCUAAUGUUUUUAGUUGAUCAUAAUAUCCCAGCCCUUCCUGGAGAUGACAGGGAUUGAACCUGGGACCUUCUGCAUGGAAAGCAGGUGAUCUAACCACUGAGCGCCACUGCCCUUCCCCAGGAUCCAUUCCCUCAUGAAACAUAUGGUUUGAUAGCUCACCUGAAUAUUCGGAGAUAAUCCUUUAACUCUGGGAUAACUGUGAGACUGUCCUAUUUUGGAAAUGACAAAUAUGUGUUGUUGUUGUGGUGGUGGUUUUACAUAUUUCCUGUAUUUAUACUGCCUUUCAGUCUCAUGGUCAAAUAAAUAAUAAUAAUAAUACAAACAGCAGAAAUAAAACAAUGCAACAUUUUGGGUUGUCUCCAUCUAGGUUCUACUCCAAGUAGACCCCAUUGCAAUUAAUGAAUGUAAAUUAAGUCUAUCAACUUGGGUCUACUCUGAGAAGGCCUAGCACUGAAUGCAAUCUUUUGGAACUCCAUUCUGGUACUUAUCAGAGAAAUACCACCCCUCUUGUCUUCUGGACCCUGGUGGAAAGACUUCCCUUUUUUAACAAGCCUCUUAAGUGGAGAUCUUUAUUGCCGUCAGUACUGGAUUUGAAAUUGCUUUUUUUUACAUACGAAAUCAAUUGUUUUACACACAGGGCAUUUUUAGCUGUUUACUGAUGAACAUUUGUUUCUCCUUUCAAAAAUUGCUUUUAUAUAGGUAAUGUGUUUAUUUAUUUUACAUACGGAAUUGUGCAAUUGUUUGCUUGUAUUGUGAAACUGCUUUGAGAUAUUUCAUGGGAGGGGAUUCGUAAACGAAAAUAAAACAAAUAACCCAUUUCAGAAAACCCCAAAGGAAAAAGGGAACUAAAUAGCAACAGAAGCAGAAGCAGCAGCUGAUAGAAACCUUGCUGGCAACAACAUUCAGAUCAAGAGAGGGAGGCUCCAGUCAGAAUGCCUCCGCAUAAGGGAAGGCAGGCCCUGUUGGGAACUUACCAGAACGUUGGGAGCUGCGGACGAACCUUCCAGUUUGACCUCCAAGGUGGCGAGGGCCUUGUCCAGGUCGUCAAGGCCAGAGUCGCCAGACUGCUCCACGGGAUUGGUGUUCAAAGACAAUUCAUUGAUAUGAUACUGGAAGGAGCAAAAGCUCUGUGAAUUAGCUUUGUGCAAUACUGAAACUCGAGUCUCAAAACAAAGCUCUGAAUACUUAUUUCCGUAUUUAUAGAACAAUUUAUUUACACCUCCUAGUGCAGGGGCAGGGAAACUUUUUGAGCUCAAGGGCCACAUUCCUUUCUGAGCAACUUCCCGAGGGUCAAAUGCAAGCAGUGGGCAGGGCCUGAGGCAAAAGUGUGGGAUAACCAACCUCAUAUAACCAACGUGUUUAAUAAUAUAAUAAUAAUUUAUUAUUUGUACACCGCCCAUCUGGCUGGGUUUCCCCAGCUACUCUGGGUGGCUUCUAACAAAGAUUAAAAAUACAUUAAAAUGUCACACAUUAAAAACUUCCCUGAUGUCUUUUUAAGUCUAAUUAAUGCACGAAAGGGUUAAUACUAUAGAGUAAGCUGUCCUGCCAGGCUUAGCAAGGUCACAUCCCCUUACCUUGGGAGGAAAUGGGUAAUCAGGCCUAUUUGUUCAACCUUUGGUCUACCAGAGAAGCUCAAGGUGUGAGGAGGUCUGAGCUGGUUGCUGCAGCUCAGAGCACAUUGCUCUUACAAGCCACUGUGGAGUACCUAUACUACUAAUUUAGGAACUUUUAGCACUGUAACUAAGCCAAGUUUUACUUCCUGUGUAACUUUUUCUGAAUGCUGUAUGAAAAAGCACAUGAAUCUGGCCUUUGGAGAGUUUGUAAUUAAAUCUUUUUUUUUUUUUACUUACCAAGUGUGUAUUAUUUUUCUAUGCUAGGGGGAAACUUUGGAAAGGCUAAUUUUAAAGGUCCAGCAACCUAUAUUUCCAUGCUUUACCUUGCUGCAUGUUUUGUGAUUUUAAAUCUCUGCUGGGGUUCUCUCACCAAAGAGAACCCCAAACUUGGAUCUUGGUGUCCAGGGAAUUAUCCUUAUAUCCUAUAUAUACCUAUUUUUCCAUAAACCAACAAAGCGAGUGGAGC